AUGUUGAUCCGAGCACCAAUCAAGCUGAUCCUGCUCGUUGUGCCGUUCCUGGUGUUUGGGCUGUUCGUCAACAACAGAUACAGCAGCAGCAGCAGCAGUAGCAGCAGCUUGCGGAAGGCCGCGGCGUCUCGGCUCAAUGGCUUCUCGAAGAGCGAGAAGGUCGCGGGGGUGACGCGAGAGGCACAGCAAGAAUUUUUGGCGGGAAGCAAGGACAUCGGGCACCUCCCGGUACCGCCGCCGGUACUGAUCGACGUCGACGACGAUGGACGGGCGGUGGUGGACUACUCACAGUAUAACGAGGUUUUCAGCGUGUCGACUGCCAACGGCGACGCAAUCCGGGUUCACUUUGGCGGCGUCCACGCCUACAACCCGAGCAUCAUCCCUCACCCGACCAAGCACGACCUCUGGAUCGUGAUCGCCCAGCAGGCGAUGGCGGAAAAGGGCGAACCCAUCAUCGAGCUGGCGUGCAACGCCGGAUUCCUGGGCGACGUGCUGACAUGCGCCGAGUCCCCCGUCCCCGUCCCCCUUAAGCGGCGCCGGGGUCCGCGGUGCAAGACGCCGCACGACUUCAACGCGGGCCUGCGGGCGGUUGACGCGCGCGUCGUCCACGGGCCCUCGGCGCCGUACAUCCUCUGGGGAUCACCUUCGAGCAAGACGUGCUUCGGCGUCUGGAUCCAGGACCUGCGUAUGCUCCUCGAGGACUAUACCAUCGAGUCGGCCAUCGCCAGCCUGUUCCGCGAGCCGACCGAGCUUUCGCGCCCGGCUUCGCAGGAGCACCGGGAGCAGGAAAAGAACUUCUUUCUGUUCUGGGAUCUCGACAACCGCAUGUACGUGCACCACGAUAUCACGCCCAACCGGACGUUCGGCGUGCUGCAGAUGGACGGCACCAUCGGCGAGGACCUGGCGCCCAAGACCGCCGAGGCCGACAACUUGUGCAUGGACCGCUACAUGCCGGUGACGAGCAGCGACAACGAGUUCGUCCGCCAGGCCAGCAACUCGCUGUCCAUCACGCUGUGCAAGCGCGAAGACCCCGGCUGCAAACCCGGCCCCGACAACACCUUCGUCAUGCACAUCGUCCACUUCAAGUACGACUACGGUGGACACCCGAUCUACGAGCCCUACGUCGUGCUUUUCCAGCAACAAGCCCCCUUUGCCCUGCACUCGAUCGCCAAGAAGCCGCUCUGGAUCCACGGCCGCGACGCCUUCACCGUCUACAGCGGCGCCCUGGGUUGGGACAACAAAAUCUACCCGUGGCGCCACUCGGAGAGCUUCUACGUCUCGAGCAUCAGCUGGAAGACCCACGGCCAGAAAUACCACGGAUACCUUGACGACGAGCUGUUUAUCAACUUGGGCGUCGAGAACACGAGACCCUCGACCAUCGACGUCGUCGCCGAGGAUGUUCUACGAGACCUGGGAUCUUGUGCCGAUAUCGCCCCAGCAACUCAGACUGAGAUUUGA
Molecule: messenger RNA, 1458 nt
Organism: Exophiala spinifera
Lineage: Eukaryota; Fungi; Ascomycota; Eurotiomycetes; Chaetothyriales; Herpotrichiellaceae
Exons: 1
Coding region: 1-1458 (485 amino acids)
Source: RefSeq, a predicted model, not a curated record